This is a messenger RNA of Cheilinus undulatus (humphead wrasse), 2548 nucleotides long. RefSeq names its product SMU1 DNA replication regulator and spliceosomal factor a (gene smu1a). Gene Ontology annotation, cellular component: precatalytic spliceosome. Gene Ontology annotation, molecular function: protein binding. The record is from RefSeq and is a predicted model, not a curated record. Lineage: Eukaryota; Metazoa; Chordata; Actinopteri; Labriformes; Labridae. The transcript has 12 exons. Bases 81 to 1622 code for a protein of 513 amino acids. Gene Ontology annotation, biological process: mRNA splicing, via spliceosome.
GUUUGCAUCCGUCCUGCUGCGUGUUUCUUGACUUCACUGCAAAGUCUCCUGUGUUGCUACUCUGUUGAGAUAAAACAGUCAUGUCUCUGGAGGUGGAAUCCGCAGACGUGAUUCGUCUGAUCAUGCAGUACUUGAAGGAAAACAAUCUGCACCGAACUCUGGCCACCCUGCAGGAGGAGACCACGGUAUCUCUGAACACUGUGGACAGUAUAGAGAGCUUUGUAGCAGACAUCAACAGCGGCCACUGGGAUACUGUCCUACAAGCCAUCCAGUCCCUCAAGCUGCCAGAUAAGACCCUCAUAGACCUCUACGAACAGGUGGUGCUAGAGCUGAUCGAGUUGAGAGAGUUGGGUGCAGCACGUUCACUCCUCAGGCAAACUGACCCCAUGAUCAUGCUGAAACAGACCCAACCUGAGAGAUACAUCCACCUGGAGAAUCUGCUGGCUCGAUCCUACUUUGACCCCAGAGAGGCAUAUCCGGACGGCAGUAGUAAAGAGAAGCGGCGGGCAGCUAUCGCCCAGGCCCUGGCAGGGGAGGUCAGCGUGGUGCCUCCCUCUCGUCUCUUGGCUCUCCUGGGACAGUCUCUAAAAUGGCAGCAGCAUCAGGGUCUCCUGCCUCCUGGUAUGACCAUCGAUUUGUUCAGAGGUAAAGCUGCUGUAAAAGAUGUAGAGGAGGAGCGAUUCCCAACUCAGCUCAGCAGACACAUCAAGUUUGGACAAAAAUCCCACGUGGAGUGUUCCCGAUUUUCUCCUGAUGGUCAGUAUCUGGUCACUGGCUCUGUAGAUGGCUUCAUUGAGGUCUGGAACUUCACAACCGGCAAAAUCAGAAAGGAUCUGAAGUACCAGGCUCAGGAUAACUUCAUGAUGAUGGACGACGCUGUGUUGUGUAUGUGCUUCAGUCGAGACACAGAGAUGUUGGCGACUGGAGCUCAGGAUGGAAAGAUCAAGGUGUGGAAGAUCCAGAGUGGUCAGUGUCUGAGGAGGUUUGAACGCGCCCACAGUAAAGGAGUAACAUGCCUCAGUUUCUGUAAAGACAGCAGUCAGCUCCUCAGUGCCUCCUUUGACCAAACAAUCAGAAUCCAUGGAUUGAAAUCUGGUAAAACACUUAAAGAGUUUCGUGGUCACUCCUCAUUUGUGAACGAAGCCACUUUCACUCCAGAUGGCCACCACAUCAUCAGUGCUUCUUCAGACGGGACAGUCAAGGUGUGGAACGUGAAAACCACUGAGUGCAGCAGCACCUUCAAGCCUCUGGGCACGUCAGCUGGCACAGACAUCACCGUGAACAACGUCAUCCUGCUGCCAAAGAACCCAGAGCACUUUGUCGUGUGUAACCGCUCCAACACAGUGGUCAUCAUGAACAUGCAGGGGCAGAUCGUGAGGAGUUUCAGCUCUGGUAAGAGGGAAGGUGGUGACUUUGUGUGCUGCACUCUUUCGCCUCGUGGUGAGUGGAUCUACUGUGUGGGAGAAGACUUUGUGCUUUACUGCUUCAGCACAGUCACCGGCAAGCUGGAGAGAACGCUGACGGUCCAUGAGAAGGAUGUGAUCGGCAUCGCUCACCACCCACAUCAGAACCUGAUCAGCACCUACAGCGAGGAUGGUCUGCUAAAGCUCUGGAAGCCUUGACGCGUCAUUUCUGAGAGUGAAAUAAGACGUUUCACAUGUAUUCUCUCCUCACUCUGGAUGAUCCUCGGGCUAUGUUGUUGGUUUUUGUUGUUUUUUAAACAAAGAAAGAAUGGCUGUUUUCAACUCACUGUUGAAACAGGAUUUUGGUAUGUAGGUCUGAGUUAUAACACCACGAGUUCACCUGUAGAUUUCAGUUAAAAUGUGAUAUUUGCAUUUUACAGCCACAGCUGAAUAAAGACAAACUAAUGGUGGUGUAGUGUUGAACCUUAUUUUACUGAACCUUAUUCAUCAGAGGUUAUUUAAUGUGUACUUUAUAAAGCCGCACCAUUGGCUCUUUUUAAAUGCUGUUAAUACAUUUCUAAGUAAGAGCCAUGUUGUAAAAACUACAACCACCAAAUUCUGUACAGCUGUUACAUUUACUAGUGAGGUGCUUUCAAGUUAGUCCAAAAUUUACAAAAAUAUCCUCAAUUUGUCUACGAUGGUGUUUUAUUUCCAUGUAAAUAAGGUUCAGUUGUUCAACACCAGACCUCAGCAGAUGUAUAUCUCACCAUGAUGACCUUUAGUUAAAGGAUGAACAGAGCUUUUGGAUUUUAGAGUGAGUAGACAUAGACUCAGUUUUUUUUGAAAAUUCCUCUUUUGUAAAUAUAUUUUUUAUUUGAGUUUGUUUUUUCAAGAAGACCUGGUUAAAUAGUAAACUGUGACUUUCUGUUUUUUUUUUUUUUUUUCCAUGAAAAAUACUGCAUUGACAUCACCCCCUAAAUCUUCAUAUAUUCAGUUAAUUCAAGCUCUUUAACAGAGUAAUACAGGCCGAUACAUUACAAAGCCGUUAUCUAGAAAUUUCCCUUAUUUUGAAAACAUGAAUUUCUGGAUGCAAAAAUGUCCCAUGUACUAUGUCUGGUCUUUGACAUUAAAGCUGUUUAACCAGA